CGAGAGGCGCUGCGGUGGCCGGUUGUAACCUUCUCUUUACGACGUGACGGCCGUGCUUCGCGUCGCGUUCGACGGGGUAUCGCAUUUCGUAUCCAGCAAAAUUUAUAAUAAUCCGAAGGAUUUCUAGCUGGAAAAAUGGUUCAGAAGAAGCCUAAGAAGAAGGUUGGAAAGAAAGUAGCUGCCGCGCCAUUGGCAGUUAAAAAAGUUGAACCGAAGAAAGUGACCAAUCCACUCUUCGAGAAACGAACACGCAACUUUGGCAUUGGUCAGGACAUUCAACCAGCACGUGAUCUCAGCCGCUUUGUAAGAUGGCCCAAGUACAUCCGCAUCCAACGCCAGAGAUCUGUGUUGCAGAAGAGACUGAAAGUUCCACCAACUAUAAACCAGUUUACACAAACUUUAGAUAAACAAACUGCAACACAGUUAUUCAAAGUGUUGGAGAAGUAUCGUCCUGAAUCAGCAGCCAUGAAAAAGGCACGAUUGAAGGCAAGAGCUGAGCAAAAGAUUGCAAAAAAGGAGGAUACACCGACGAAGAAGCCAAACGUCAUUCGCAGUGGAACCAAUACAGUGACCACGCUAGUGGAACAGAAAAAAGCUCAGCUAGUUGUUAUAGCUCACGACGUCGAUCCUAUUGAGAUCGUAUUAUUCCUUCCUGCUUUGUGUCGCAAGAUGGGCGUACCAUAUUGUAUCGUUAAAGGCAAGGCACGUUUGGGUCGUCUGGUUAGACGCAAAACCUGCUCAGCAGUUGCUCUCACUCAAGUUGAUUCUGGCGAUAGAGCCAACUUCGCAAAGAUUGUUGAAGCCAUUAAAACGAACUUCAAUGAUCGAUAUGAUGAAAUUAGGCGUCACUGGGGCGGUGGUUUAUUGGGCAGUAAAUCCGCAGCCAGGAUAGCGAAAUUAGAAAAGGCUAAGGCCAAGGAACUUGCACAGAAACAAGGUUAGCGUGCCUAUAUCGUUUAUAUCGGAAUAUAAAAAAAAAUAAAAGAUAAAAUACAUCUAA
Monomorium pharaonis (pharaoh ant) is the source of this 1000-nucleotide messenger RNA. It is a transcript of the gene RpL7A, whose product is annotated as 60S ribosomal protein L7a. Gene Ontology annotation, biological process: ribosome biogenesis. The coding region runs from base 136 to 942 and encodes 268 amino acids. Lineage: Eukaryota; Metazoa; Arthropoda; Insecta; Hymenoptera; Formicidae. The transcript is spliced from 6 exons. Gene Ontology annotation, cellular component: ribonucleoprotein complex. The record is from RefSeq and is a predicted model, not a curated record.